This is a messenger RNA of Condylura cristata (star-nosed mole), 411 nucleotides long. It is a transcript of the gene PRR9, whose product is annotated as proline rich 9. Lineage: Eukaryota; Metazoa; Chordata; Mammalia; Eulipotyphla; Talpidae. The transcript is spliced from 2 exons. Bases 61 to 411 code for a protein of 116 amino acids. The record is from RefSeq and is a predicted model, not a curated record.
CCACCAUCCACAUCCUUUGUUGAGUCUUAUUGGAUAGCAGGUUCUACAAACCACUCUAAGAUGUCCUUUAACGAGCAACAGUGCAAGCAGCCAUGCACUCUUCCUCCGUGUCUUCAAAAGACCCAAGAGCCAUGCCAGGCAAAGGCUGAGGAGGUGUGCCUCCCCGCAAGCCAGGACCUCUGCCAGGACAAAUGCCUGCUGCAAGCCCAGGAGGUGUGUCUUACUCAGUGCCAAGAGCUAACCCAAGAGAGCUGCCCACUGCAAAGUCAAGAUCCGUGCCUACCUCCAUGCCAAGACCAAUGCCCACCUCCAUGUGUGGAGCCAUGCCAGGAGCUAUCCCAGUCAAAAUGUGUGGAAGCUUGCCCACAGAAAGUGCAGGAGAAGUGCUCACCACCCAGCAAAGGAAAGUAG